ACCCCCUCUCGUGGGUGCUCUUUGAAGUGGAGGAGGGAGGCGGCGACGGGGAGGAGGAGGAGGAGGAGGAGGAAGGGAGUGAGGCCGAGCCCUCGGCUCCCUGCACUCUGAGCCUCCCCCUGCUCCGAGCACCUGGCGCUGCCUGCCCACAGCAGCUCUGCCCCCUUCCCCAGGAGGACAACCUGCUGACCCCGGGGCCAGGCAUCUCUAAUCACUCACCGAACUCUCCCAUGGGACCACCAAGCAGCCACUAACCAUCAAUCCCAGAUAGCCCCAAGGGCUCUUCCCUAAAGUGGACCCUCGUCGGCUGUCAGAGGAGCUGGGCUUGGCCUCGCAGCAACAGCGGCCUUGCUUCCUAGGAUGGAUGGUCAACGGCAGCCUUCGCGCUGGGUCUGGGCCCUGCUGGCGGUGGUACUUCUGGCGGGGGAUGUGGCAUCUACUGGGGCCACGGACAACAGCCCAACCUCCAACAGCCUGGAGGGGGGCACUGACGCCACUGCCUACUGGUGGGGAGAGUGGACCAAGUGGACGGCGUGCUCCCGCAGCUGUGGGGCCGGGGUGACAUCCCAGGAGCGGCACUGCCUGCAGCAGAGGAGGACAUCUGUCAUGGGUGCUGGGAACAGGACCUGCACAGGCACGUCCAAGCGGUACCAGCUGUGCAGAGUGCAGGAGUGUCCGCCGGACGGGAGGAGCUUCCGCGAGGAGCAGUGCAUCUCCUUCAACUCCCGCGUGUAUGACGGGCGGACACACCAGUGGAAGCCCCUGUACCCUGACGACUAUGUCCACAUCUCCAGCAAGCCAUGUGACCUGCACUGCACCACUGUGGACGGUCAGCGGCAGCUCAUGGUCCCCGCCCGCGACGGCACGUCCUGCAAGCUCACCGACCUGCGAGGGGUUUGCGUGUCUGGAAAAUGUGAGCCCAUCGGCUGUGACGGGGUGCUCUUCUCCACCCACACGCUGGACAAGUGUGGCGUCUGCCAGGGGGACGGUAGCAGCUGCACCCAUGUGACGGGCAACUAUCGCAAAGGGAAUGCCCACCUUGGUUACUCUCUGGUGACCCACAUCCCGGCUGGCGCCCGAGACAUCCAGAUCGUGGAGCGGAAGAAGUCUGCGGAUGUCCUGGCUCUCGCGGAUGAAGCUGGCUACUAUUUCUUCAACGGCAACUUCAAGGUGGACAGCCCCAAGAACUUCAACAUCGCGGGCACCGUGGUCAAGUACCGGCGGCCCAUGGACGUCUACGAGACGGGCAUCGAGUACAUUGUGGCGCAGGGGCCCACCAACCAGGGCCUGAACGUCAUGGUAUGGAACCAGAACGGCAAAAGCCCCUCCAUCACCUUUGAGUACACGCUGCUGCAGCCGCCGCACACCCACCGCAUCCAACCGGUCUACUACAGCUUCUCCGAGCCCACCUCCGAGAGCGCAGAGAGCCAGGAGCUGGAUGGGGCCGCAUUGCUGGGCUUCCUUCAGCACAACACCUCCUUCUACAGCCAGGCCUCCUCUGAGCAGCUGGGCCUGGACAACCGGCUAUUCGGCCACCUGGGCCCGGGGAUCGAGCUGGGUCUGAGCAAGGGCCAGGAGACCAACGAGGUGUGCGAGCAGGCCGGUGGCCGGGCCUGUGAGGGACCCCCCAGAGGCAAGGGCUUCCGAGACGGCAAUGCCACAGGGACGGCUCUCACGGGGGACAAGGAUGAACAACAGGUGGAUAAACGUCUCACCUCCCAGCGGCUCCUCUCUGCCAACGUCAUCUCUGAUCAGCUCCUGGGCGCAGGCUCUGACUCCAGAGAACUCCCCUUCAAUGAGACGGGUAACAGCAUCUUUGCGCAGGGCGCCCCAAGGCGCUCCCCGGCCGAGAGCCUCUACGUGGACUAUGAGGAGAAUGAGGAAGCGGGGGCUUAUCUGCUCAAUGGGUCCUACCUGGAGCUGAGCAGUGACAGAGUCACCAACUCCUCCUCGGAGGCCCCGUUCCCCAAUGCCAGCUCCAGCCUCCCUGCCUUGGCUGGCAACAGGACACACAAGGCCAGGACCAGGCCCAAGACACGCAAGCAAGGCGUGAGUCCAGCGGACAUGUACCGGUGGAAGCUCUCGUCCCACGAGCCCUGCAGUGCCACCUGCACGACAGGGGUCAUGUCGACCUACGCUAUGUGUGUCCGCUACGAUGGCAUCGAGGUAGAUGACAGCUACUGUGACGCUCUGACCCGUCCAGAGCCUGUCCAGGAGUUCUGCGCCGGGAGGGAGUGCCAGCCCAGGUGGGAGACCAGUAGCUGGAGCGAGUGCUCGCGCACCUGCGGCGAGGGCUACCAGUUCCGCAUCGUGCGCUGCUGGAAGAUGCUGUCUCCCGGCUUUGACAGCUCCGUGUACAGUGACCUGUGCGAGGCGGCUGAGGCCGUGCGGCCCGAGGAGCGCAAGACAUGCCGCAACCCUGCGUGUGGGCCCCAGUGGGAGAUGUCCGAGUGGUCUGAGUGCACGGCCAAGUGUGGGGAGCGCAGCGUGGUGACCAGGGACAUCCGCUGCUCUGAGGACGAGAAGCUGUGCGACCCCAACACCAGGCCCGUGGGGGAGAAGGACUGCACGGGGCCCCCCUGCGACCGCCAGUGGACCGUCUCCGACUGGGGCCCGUGCAGUGGAAGCUGUGGGCAGGGCCGCAUGAUCCGGCACGUGUACUGCAAGACCAGUGAUGGACGGGUGGUGCCCGAGUCGCAGUGCCAGAUGGAGACCAAGCCUCUGGCCAUCCACCCCUGUGGGGACAGGAACUGCCCUGCCCACUGGCUGGCCCAGGACUGGGAGCGGUGUAACACCACCUGUGGCCGAGGGGUGAAGAAGAGGCUGGUCUUGUGCAUGGAGCUGGCCAACGGGAAGCCACAGACACGCAGUGGGCCUGAGUGUGGGCUGGCUAAGAAGCCCCCCGAGGAGAGCACCUGCUUCGAGAGGCCCUGCUUCAAGUGGUACACCAGCCCGUGGUCCGAGUGUACCAAGACCUGCGGGGUGGGUGUGCGGAUGCGAGAUGUGAAGUGCUACCAGGGAACGGACAUUGUCCGUGGCUGCGACCCGCUGGUGAAGCCCGUUGGCAGGCAGGCCUGUGACCUGCAGCCCUGCCCCACGGAACCCCCAGACGACAGCUGCCAGGACCAGCCAGGUACCAACUGCGCUCUGGCCAUCAAGGUGAACCUGUGCGGCCACUGGUACUACAGCAAGGCGUGCUGCCGCUCCUGCAGACCCCCCCACUCCUAGGCCCUGCUGCCGCCCCUCAGAGACCCGAGUGCCCCACCCCUGGGGCCCCCCCGCAGCUGCUGGGGCCCCUCCACGGACACCCUUCCCGAGGGCGCCCAGGCUGUGAAGAUAUGACACUGAGCCUCUGCUCUCCCCACUCCCACCCCAGGGAAGGAGAGCCCCCCAAGAGCGCCGCUGGCCCCCGCCCCCGACAGAACUGCCCCUGCUGCCUGGGAAGGUGUUCUUAGAGCUAUGAGGAUGGUUUGUUGGUGGCUCCCUCCCGCCAGCACCCGGCCGUGCACCCGGCCCCACCCAAGGGGCUGGGGACUGUCCUCUCUGCCUCCAGGGCCGUGGGGUCGAGGAGGGCUGGGGGAGCCAGGAGAUCCAGGUGCCACCUUGGACCCAGCUCCUGUUCAGGGGCGCUCCUUCCAGGGGAAUCGUAUCUCACAACUAGCGUCCACUCGCCUCGUCACUCAAAGCUCUCACACACGGAGGGACCUGCUGCACUUUACGCCCCGGAAGGAGGCACACUAGGAUAUGGUCCUGUCAGCACCUCUGUAUGUUAAUAAAGUGGUCGU
Messenger RNA from Nyctereutes procyonoides (raccoon dog), 3785 nucleotides. RefSeq names its product ADAMTS like 2 (gene ADAMTSL2). Gene Ontology annotation, biological process: extracellular matrix organization. Gene Ontology annotation, cellular component: extracellular matrix. The coding region runs from base 361 to 3228 and encodes 955 amino acids. NCBI's taxonomy places the organism in Eukaryota, Metazoa, Chordata, Mammalia, Carnivora, Canidae. The record is from RefSeq and is a predicted model, not a curated record. The transcript is spliced from 19 exons.